AUGGUAGAUAAUAAUGAUCAUUUUCCGUCCCAUGAUUUUGAUGUUGAUAAAAUCGUGAGUACUGUUGUUAAAAGUUUAUUAUCAAAUGAAGAAUUCGUGAAAAACUUGGUCUCGUCUGUUGUAAACGAUUUGAAAAAUACUGUUAAAGAGGCAAUAGUUCCAUUGCAAGAUGCUAGUAAAAAACAGCAGGUGGUUAUGGAUAAUCAUGAAAUUCUGAUUAAAAGAUUAGAAACAGAUGUAUUCCAAUCAAAAUUAUUGAUGAAAACCUUAGAAAUAAAUAUAAAUGAGCUUAAGAAAUUAAGCUCUACCGUUGUUAAUUUAAAUGAAAAAUAUAAUCACAUUGAACAAUAUAGCAGACGUGAAAAUAUACGUAUUCACAAUUAUCCUGAAACAAAGGAAGAAGAUGUUUUAGGCAUUGUUAUGGGAUUGGCUAAUGAUAUGCAGGUUAAUAUUAAUGAAUACGAUAUUUCUGUUUGCCAUCGCACUGGUAAAUCUAAAGAUGGGAAACCGCGUCAGUUAAUUGUGAAAUUCUGUUCAA
Didymodactylos carnosus is the source of this 538-nucleotide messenger RNA. The record is from the annotation of a GenBank genome assembly. Lineage: Eukaryota; Metazoa; Rotifera; Eurotatoria; Philodinida; Philodinidae.